Molecule: messenger RNA, 603 nt
Organism: Teleopsis dalmanni
Lineage: Eukaryota; Metazoa; Arthropoda; Insecta; Diptera; Diopsidae
Exons: 3
Coding region: 106-603 (165 amino acids)
Source: RefSeq, a predicted model, not a curated record
AGCUUAAAGAUUUAGUUCAAUAGUUAACUUCACUUGGAGCGGACGACGUAUUUUUGCUUUGAUUUGCAACUCACGAAAUAUUUCGCAGCGAAUUAGGUGCAUAAAAUGGGUAGAAUUGAACAGUGGUUUUUAUGUGGAGUCGUCAUUUUCCUCUAUUUUAUGUUAAGUGAGAAGAAAGUGAUUGAGAAGAAGGUUGCCACAGAUAUCAAAAUAAAUGAAUAUUUGAUACCAGCAGACGUUUUAAGAGACUUUCCGGGCAGAUGCUUUGCCGUAUCCCAUUGCAAAUUGUUUAAAAUUGAAGAAAGUUGGGACUUAAAAACAACAUGCGGUCGGUCAACAUGCAUUCGAGAUACAAUUAACUUAGACAAGCUCUUAGAAAAAGUUGAAAUUUGUCCGCCAUAUCCACCAAGUACAGCAGAAUGUACAAUAUAUGUUCCGGAAACCGACAUAACAGCAUCGUAUCCUAAUUGUUGUCCCACAUUUUUGUGCAAUAUUAAUGAUAAUUGGAACUAUCAAAAUGAAGGAGAAAAGAAAGAAGAAGAACAGAAAGAUAUGAAGAAGAAUGAAAAAGAAAGAAAAGAAAAACAAAAGAUUGAACUUUAG